This is a messenger RNA of Lontra canadensis (Northern American river otter), 1700 nucleotides long. RefSeq names its product ubiquitin-associated protein 2-like. Bases 1 to 825 code for a protein of 274 amino acids. The record is from RefSeq and is a predicted model, not a curated record. The transcript is spliced from 2 exons. Gene Ontology annotation, cellular component: cytoplasm; nucleus. NCBI's taxonomy places the organism in Eukaryota, Metazoa, Chordata, Mammalia, Carnivora, Mustelidae.
AUGGGGACCAACGUAAAAUAUCUCCGUUAUCACACGGACACCUGCGUAGGUUGUUCUGUGCUCAGAGCCAAACACCGAGGUGACUCUGCAUCCCCUGCACCCCCCACCACCCUGGCUCAGCCGCAGCAGAGCCAGUCCCAGGCCCACCACACAGCCCAGCAGCCCUUCCUGAAUCCUGCGCUGCCCCCUGGCUACAGCUACACUGGCCUCCCCUACUACACGGGCGUGCCUAGUGCCUUCCAGUAUGGGCCCACGAUGUUUGUCCCUCCGGCCUCAGCCAAGCAGCAUGGUGUGAACCUCAGCACCCCCACCACCCCUUUCCAGCAGGCCGGUGGUUACGGCCAGCAUAGCUACAGCGCAGGUUAUGAUGACCUGACCCAGGGGACAGCAGCGGGAGACUACACCAAGGGUGGCUAUGGUGGAUCAUCGCAGGCACAAAACAAGUCUGCAGGUUCUGGGCCUGGCAAAGGAGUGUCCGUGUCCUCAAGCACCACCGGCCUACCUGACAUGACCGGUUCAGUCUACAACAAGACUCAGACUUUCGACAAGCAGGGAUUUCACGCAGGGACUCCUCCACCGUUCAGCCUGCCCUCGGCCUUGGGUUCCACUGGGCCCCUAGCCGCUGGAGCAGCCCCUGGUUAUGCACCCCCACCAUUCUUACACAUCCUGCCUGCCCACCAGCAGCCUCAUUCACAGCUUCUACACCACCAUCUGCCACAGGAUGCCCAGAGUGGCUCGGGUCAACGCAGCCAGCCCAGCUCCCUGCAGCCCAAGUCGCAAGCUUCCAAGCCCUCCUACGGCAACUCUCCCUACUGGACAAACUGAACCUUUGAAGAGAGGGGUGGGCUUGGGCAGGGCUUACCCUGGGCAGGAGAGAACACACGGAGCCCAUUUCUAGGAGCCCAGCGCCCUUUCCUAGGAUUCCUGAGACGUGUAACUGUGUCAGCCGAGCCUCUGUGGGGAACCUGCCUCCCAGACUCGCUAUUGUAUGUAAUGUAUUUAUGUAUGUAUUUGUAAAUGUGAUAGAAGUCUUGGGGUGUAGGGGUACAGCUGCUACUCUUAGCCAGGUCUGCAAUCCUGAUUCGAGCCCCUUCUCACUGUAGCAAAGAAGCCCUUUUCCCACUCCUGCCUUCAGGCCUUCUUUGUGGCCUUCCAGCCCCAGGGGCAGUUGGGAGCAGUGUCUGGAAGGGCUGCUUCAAGGCAGUUUGGGGACUGGGGUCAGGUACCAAUGAAGAAUCACGACUUAAUCUCACUCCCUCAAAGCCAUUUUUUGAGUUUCUUUCCCUGUGUAAUUACUUUAGCCCUCUCUUUGAGGAACAGACCUUUUGUCAUUUGUCAUGUUCCUCACCUACCAAAUCUUGAACUGGGAAUAGCAGCGAUAUCCUUCCUGCCCAACAUGAAAGUGGCACCUGUUUGUCUUCAUACAGACCAGAGGCCUCUGCUUCUGGUCUUCUCCCCAAGAGACUUGCCUUCCUCUGGCUGACCAUUUUUUAAAAAACCGUCUGAAGUUGUGCUCAGAGAUGUUCAAUCUGCUCCCUUUUAAAAAAAAAAAAAUCAAAAUCCAAGAUAUGCCUUCACCUCAAUGAGAGCACGUCUCCAAGCAAAGGCUCCUCUAUUCCAUUUGUCCUGAACCAGGUGGGCGACUGUUUCAGGGGUUUUCUCUCUUUGCCCAAUCUCCACCUAAUAAAGUUCUGAGAGCA